ACAAGAUGGCUGUUAAGAAGUCAGGCAGAGCCCAGGCGAGGGAAGAGGGGCUGGAGCGGACGGACAACAACAUGGAUCUCACGACGUGGCCGCAAGUUGGCAUGAUCAACCAGAAAAACUAUUAUACCGAGUUCCUGAAAAGAGACGAGCAGUUUCUUGCAGUGCGAUAUCCAAAAGAUGAGGAGAGAGCCCGCAUAGUGCAGGAAGCGCGGGACAAGGAUCGCGCACGCGCGCUGGGUGUGCCAGCAGCGGAAGGAGCGACACCACAAGCUGCAGACGAGACAAUGGAAGAUGCCGAGGCCUCAUUUGCAUCGAGGACUGACAUCUCAAAGCUCAUUGUAAUACACCCUGGCAGUCAGAAUCUGAGGAUAGGGCUUGGAUCAGAUGCGUUGCCCAAGACUGUGCCCAUGGUCAUUGCGCGGAAAUGGAAAGAGAGCGAAGACGAGGAGGAGGGUGGAGAACCCUGUCCUAAGAGGAUCAAGGUCGAUGCAUCUGAGUCCACGGAUGCGCAACCAGAGAAGUGGUUUGGAGAAGACUUCGCCGAUCAGUACAUGACCAUGUCGACUGAACUCAGGACGCGCAUGCGCGCUAACAAGCGACGAGUACUUCCCAAUUCGAAGGACCUAGUCCAAAACUACAACAAAAAGUCACCCCCAGACAUCAUCUCGGAGCACAACGACAUCAACCGCAUUGAGUGGACAGAGAUACCAGAAGACCCAACCAAGGCUCCGGAUUUCUUCACUGGAAACGAGGCACUACGAAUUCCAGAGAAGUCGAACCCAAGAUACAAGCUGUUCUGGCCCAUACGGAAUGGCACGUUUAACGAGAAAGACUACCGCGAUCGCAAUCAAAUCUACCACGACAUUUCCAAGAUAUUCGAAGAAGCCUUCCGGAGCCAGCUGGGGAUUACAAAGCUUAAGGAUCUUGUUAACUACAAGUGUGUGUUCAUUAUCCCAGAUCUCUACGAACGACAGUAUGUAACCAUGAUUCUCGAUAUCCUAAUGCGAGACCUUGGCCUUGGAAAGGUCUGCCUGCAGCAAGAGUCUCUCUCGGCUACAUUCGGCGCGGGCUACGGUGUUGCAUGCGUCGUCGAUAUUGGUGCGCAGAAGACGUCGAUUUGCUGUGUGGAUGAAGGGCUGUGUGCUGAGGAGUCCCGCGUCAACUUGAAGAUGGGCGGUGCCGACGUAACGGAGACGUUCAUCAAGAUGAUGCUGUACGGCCAUUUCCCGUAUGCGGAUAUGAAUCUGAAGCGGAGGUAUGACUGGCUGCUUGCUGAAGAGCUAAAGCAAAAGUUCUGUUCCAUGGAUGAGGGUGCUGUCACGGUGCAGACUUGGGACUUUCAUCUCCGAGCUUGGAACCAGGACACACGCAAGUAUACGUUCAAGACAUACGAUGAGACUAUGCUCUCGGUAAUGGGUUUCUUCAAACCAUCAAUAUUCGACAACUCUCGGAAACUCGAGAACCGACGAAAAGUGGUGCCUCGUUCUGUAGAUCUAUACGACGGGUCGCCAAACGACCCCAUGUCCCAGGCACAAAUUGCCGUUAUUGAAGCGGCAGCAGGCAAACCCGUCGUGCCAAUCAGCAACGGGGCACCGGAAGCAGUAAACACCACCGCUCCCGUAUCAACACCCCAACGGCCGCAAGCCAACGCCCUGAGUCUGCUCAGCCGGCUAAAUGAAGGCGAAAACACGCCGCGGUCCUCCGUGGCAGGCUCCCCCGGCCCUGAAGGCGCCAACACACCCAAUCCCGACCGCGACACGCCCAUGGGCGAGGGCGACGGUCCCCCGUUACUCGUCCGCGACCCUAUUGACGAGAAGACCAAAGUAGCCGAAGCCCGCGAGGCCAUCCUGCCCAUCCAAGCCCUCGACCAGGCCAUCCUCGAGUCGCUCGCCCAUGGCGCCCGCGGCGACGACCGCAAACUACGCGACUUUUUCGGUGGCAUCAUGCUCGUCGGCGGUGCCUCAAAGACGCCCGGCUUACGCGAGUUUCUGGAAAUGCGGCUCCGCGAGCUGCGCCCGGGGUACGGCAAGGAGAUUCUUGUGGGGCCGCCGCCGCGCGACUUUGAUCCGCAGGUGGUGGUUUGGAAGGGGGGAAGCGUGUUUGGGCGGUUGAGUAGUCAUGGGAAUGACGGGUGGAUUAGUCGGUAUGAGUAUGAUAUGCUUGGUGCAAGGUUGUUGAAUACAAAAUGUAUGUUUGCGUGGUGAAGGGCAGAGGGGGAGAGUGCCAAUGUGCAAAGGGAUUAGUUACAUAUUAUCUGAUUAUUAUUAUUAUUAUUAUUAUUUUUCCCAAGUAGAUGAGGGGGGGGGAAGAUGGUAUCAUUGUG
Messenger RNA from Bipolaris maydis ATCC 48331, 2323 nucleotides. RefSeq lists its product as uncharacterized. NCBI's taxonomy places the organism in Eukaryota, Fungi, Ascomycota, Dothideomycetes, Pleosporales, Pleosporaceae. Gene Ontology annotation, biological process: double-strand break repair; regulation of DNA-templated transcription. Gene Ontology annotation, cellular component: Ino80 complex. The record is from RefSeq and is a predicted model, not a curated record.